This is a messenger RNA of Petromyzon marinus (sea lamprey), 1764 nucleotides long. RefSeq names its product monoacylglycerol lipase abhd6-A-like. Gene Ontology annotation, cellular component: membrane; AMPA glutamate receptor complex. Lineage: Eukaryota; Metazoa; Chordata; Hyperoartia; Petromyzontiformes; Petromyzontidae. Gene Ontology annotation, molecular function: monoacylglycerol lipase activity. Gene Ontology annotation, biological process: acylglycerol catabolic process. The record is from RefSeq and is a predicted model, not a curated record.
ACGGGGAGACGCGGAAAGACACGCGGAGAGACACGGGGAGAGACACGGAGAGACACACGGAGAGACACACGGGGAGACACACGGAGAGACACGCGGAGAAACAGGGUAGCGAAGACACGGGGAGCAGAGACACGGGGACAGAGAGAGACACGGGGACACAGGGAGACACGGGGACAGGGAGACACGGGCACACAGGGAAACGGAGACGCGGACCUGAGGCUACGCGUCGCCCCUGCCAAGGAUGCUGGAGUCCCUGUCGGGCCUGCCCCUGCCCCUUGACCCGAUGACCUUGACCCUGUCCCUGCCGCUGCUGCUCUUUGCGUACUACUGGCUCUUCCAGCCGUCGGUGUUCCUCUACCUGCACGACUGGUACUGGCGAACCCAGCUGGGCUUCCAGAUACGCGAGUGCCGCUGUGGGGCAUUCACGUUCUGCUACUCGGAGCUGGGCCGGCGUGCCGGCGGUGGUGCCGGCAGUGGCGGUGGCGGUGCAACCGUAACACGGCCCAGCCUCCUUUUCCUGCAUGCGUUCUCCGCCAACAAGGACAUGUGGCUGCCCCUGCUGCGGUUCCUGCCACGUGACCGCCACGUGGUAUGUGUGGACAUGCCGGGUCAUGAAGGGACGACGCGCGCACACGGUGACGACUAUUCCCUGCAGGGGCAAGUCACCCGCGUCAAGCAGUUUGUGGCUGCGGUGGGGCUGGACGCGGCUCCGUUCCAUCUCGUGGGCACGUCCAUGGGUGGCGGCGUGGCCGGGGUCUACGCAGCCACCCACCCCGGGGAUGUCCACACACUCACUCUCAUUUGUCCCGCCGGUCUGGACGCGCCGACGGAGAGCCGCUUCGUGGGGGAGCUGCGGGCGGCCGAGGCCGCGGGCGACUUCACCGGCGUCUCCCUCAUCCCGCGCUCGCCCGCGCAGGUGGCACGCAUGCUGCAGCUGGUGACGUACAGCUUCAAGCUGCCGCGGCAGAUCCUGCAGGCCAUGGUGGACGUGCGGCAUGACCACAACGAUUUCUACCUCCAGCUGCUCACAGCAAUAACGGCGGAGCGGUCGCGAUUCCGUCUCCACGAGACGAUGCACCUCAUCACAGCCCCCACCCUCGUCGUCUGGGGCAAGCAGGACCAGGUGCUGGACGUGUCCGGCGCGGCGCUGCUCUCGGCGGUGCUGCCGCGGUGCCGUGUGGAGCUGCUGGACGACUGCGGCCACACGGUGACGAUGGAGCAGCCCCACGAGACGGCGCGGCUCCUCCUCGCAUUCCUCGCUCACACCGAGUCCGGGGGAUAGUGGCCAGGGGAUGGGGACUAGUGGAUAGGGGAGGAAGUCUUGUGGUUAGGGCGAUAGGGGAUGGAGACUAGCGGAUAGGAGAUAGUGGCUAGGGGCUAGUGGCUAGGGGUUGUGGGUCGGGAGCCAAAGGCCCCCCCAUAGAGGCGAGCGCUAUACAGGAUGUGGUGUACCGGGUGCUACUAACAGGGAUGGCGCGGGCUUGAGCCGUGGGGUGCAAUAACGACUCUCAGUGCUUGGUCUAUCCACUGUUAGAUGAGGCCUCCCCCACGCCACACGAGGGCGGGGGGGGGGGGGGCGCGUGGGAGCCUAGGAGCCUCGGAAUAGAGUCCAAUGGGGGGGGGGGGGUACGGGUGGUGACGCCCAACAGGCGAGGUGCAAUAUUGACGGUGGGCACAGCGAAGGUGCCGAUUAGCCGAACCACUGCCGACGGGUGCUACGUCCGAGCGCGAUAACGUGAUACAAAAUAAAUAUAUAUGUACACA